Toxorhynchites rutilus septentrionalis is the source of this 11307-nucleotide messenger RNA. RefSeq names its product GTPase-activating Rap/Ran-GAP domain-like protein 3. Gene Ontology annotation, cellular component: cytoplasm. Gene Ontology annotation, molecular function: GTPase activator activity. The coding region runs from base 1143 to 4217 and encodes 1024 amino acids. The record is from RefSeq and is a predicted model, not a curated record. NCBI's taxonomy places the organism in Eukaryota, Metazoa, Arthropoda, Insecta, Diptera, Culicidae. Gene Ontology annotation, biological process: activation of GTPase activity; regulation of small GTPase mediated signal transduction. The transcript has 14 exons.
AUCAGGUCCAGAAUUUCCCAUCUCCCACUACAGGGUACCGGAGGGAGUUAGUGUGAUUGUGUAUAUGGCAUGAGACGGUCAAGUUUUGAUACUUUCCCACGAAACACGUUGCUUGCUCUGUGUGUGCUGUUUGUGUUUUUAUGGAUCCUUUCCGAAAUUAGGUUACGUAUGAGAGCGGAAACCGCCAGAUGUGCAGUGGACAUUUUUCACGUAGGUCAGUGAAAGGGGGUGCAUUGAAUAAGUUAUGUGAGUCCUCAGAUAGUGAGAAUAACUAUGCCCUACAAGAAGCAGCAGCUGGGAUGUGUUCUGUCAAGUGCUGUCGUUUGAUUGAUUCUGCUGUAGGAAAACAUGAAACGGAAAAGAUUGAGUGUUUUGAAUUAAUUUCAUUUGCUUACAUGAUGUAACAUAGAUAGUAGUUGUGAGAUGAUGAAGAAGGCAGCAUUCCCAUGAUCAAAUCAGUAGAAUUCCAAGUAUUAAAUAGUAGUGGAAAGUUUUAGAAUGUAUAUUUUUUUGUGCCACGUUCAAUGUUACACUUGAGAAGAGGAAUUGCACAUUCUUACAUAGCGAUUGCAAACAGUGGUGAGAAAUUAAAAAAAUCAACUGAUUCAAAUGCAAAUCAUGGAAUCCAUGUACCAUUCAGGAAAAUGUAUAAUGAGAAGUUGAGAAUGAUUGUAUAGGGUUGUUGCUUAGAGCCGUGGUUUUGAUAAUGAUAUACAGUGCUACUCGAUAUAAAUAAUUACGUUAAAACAACUUCGAAGAUGUUACAUUAGUCAGUUGAAGAACUGCAAACUCAUAUCAAUAUAUUUAGAAAAGGAAACCUGCUUAUUUUGUGGCUGCUAUAAUUUUCACAAACUUCAUCUUGGCGUUCCCUCUUCUCAGAAAGAACACCGUUGGAAAAUGGAUUCAACAACUACCGAACAAAGGUACGUACGAAAAAUAUUGAUUCAUCAACAUUUGUGGUCAUCCAAUUGUUAUCCCAACGGAGUGCAGCACAUCAGCCACAGAGUUAAUUUCGCGAAGAGGGGUGUUCUCGAGACGUCAUUAUGGUUCUGUGGAUCAGCUGCCACAGUCAGAGAUCGACGGGCUGGACCCGAAUUGUCGUCGGUUUCGUUUGGAGAAUGGAGAAUCGUUAGCAGAAAAAGAUGAGGUUUUUGGUUCACCGAGCACACCCAUCCUGGAAAAUCCAGAGCAUCAAACGAGAUGUUCACCAGAACUACGUAGGGAUAGACUCGGAGAAAAAUCCUUAUUUUUUAUCAAUAGUGUCACAGGAUUCCGGUAGCAAAUGUACGCCCCUUUACCGCGUCAUGCUUUUCCGGAAACAGGGUGCACAAAAGCUGGCCUUACCGUACAACCCGCAGCAGAAGCUUACGGUGAAGCAAAUCCUUUCCAACUUCUCGCUGAUGGAUGCCAGCAAGUCUCCGAAGGAGGUGUACUCCGCUGACAUCCAGAAGGAUCUCCUGCUGCUGGAGGAACAGGAAGGGUCGGUUAAUUUCAAAUUCGGCGUCGUCUACAUGAAGGCUGGUCAAAAGAUGGACGACGAGAUGUUAAGCAAUGAAUACGGAAGUGCUGACUUUGACGAGUUCCUCAAACUGCUGGGGGAAAGAAUACGCUUGAAGGAUUGGGAACGAUACCGGGGCGGAUUGGACGUGAAAGGGGAUAUGACGGGGAAGCAUUCGAUAUACACGCUCUACGAGGGUCACGAGAUAAUGUUUCACGUAUCGACGCUGCUACCAUUCAGCCGUGAUAAUCGCCAGCAGGUCGAGCGUAAACGGCAUAUCGGGAAUGAUAUUGUGAACAUCGUCUUCGUUGACGAAAGCACCAACGGCGAGGAAACGGAAUUCAAUCCUAACAACAUCAAAAGUCAAUUUACACAUGUGUUUGCUGUUGUUACGAAACGGUAUAGGAAAUAUCGAAUAGCUGUUUACUGUGAUGAAACUGUGCCCCCGUUUGGACCCACCCUGCCCAAUCCACCGGAAUUUGAGGACCCUGCCGUGUUUCGGGAUUUUUUGCUAGUCAAAUUGAUAAACGGCGAAAAGGCUACCUUCCAAACGCCCACAUUCUCCCGCAAACGUGAGCGGACGCUCGAAAUGCUGAUUAAGGAUCUGUACGAGGAGUACGUGCACGACAAUAAGAUGAAUAUGCUCAAUCGACGAGCCUUCUCCGAGGUUCUGUAUGACGCUCCAAGGACAUCCAAGUUGAAAGAAGACGCACGUCAGGUCGAGUUCGUUCGUAUCGGUCAAGCACUCAAGCUGGAGGCGAUUGUCCGAGGGGAUGCUCCCACCAGUAUAGCUUCAGCGGGAACCGUGUUCAAACGACCACCCUGGGAGCCACAGUGCUUCUACCCAUCGUUUCAACCAAGAAACGAUCUUGUUGGCGACAGCUGGGGCCAGGAUCAAUUGUUUCUGGCGUCAGACGAAGGAACAUAUCUUAUUAAGGAGGACCAAACGCACAGGGUUGUGUUUGAUAGGACGCUGUGCGUAAAGCAGCUUAGCGUUGUCGAAGAUCAUGGUAUCAUGUUGGUACGGGGUGGGUCAGCUCUACAGAAAGACAGCCACCGUGUGCAUGUUUUCAGAUUGAAUGAAUUUGCGGAUGACAGGAUCGGGCAACGAUCGCGGAUAGACGUUAAAGAUAGGAGGAUAGAGAAAACUCGAGGCUGUCAUUUGUACGCCAUUUCAAGGGCAGGGGAAGCUCACCUGAGAAUGGCGGUAGCGGUCGGCAGGAAGCUGUUGAUUUUCCAAUGGAAGCACACGGCUGCAUGGACAUCAUGGUGCCCAAACAGCGACAACGAUACGGUUGAAGGUUUCAUGUUUUUGAAAGAGAUAACACUGCACGAUUUGCCAUCCAUUAUGACGAUUCUAGAAGGUUCAUGUCCAAAUUCGGGCAUGUUGAUAUGCAUAGGAUUUAAGAAUUGUUUUGAAAUUGUUUCCGAGCUCACCGGUCACUCAACAAAGUUACACGAAGCAGACUCGAGGAAACAAACCGCUAUCCAUUUAGUAGCCGCUCUGGAUCUGUAUGACGGACAGGAUACGGAACUGCUACUUUGCUAUAACCAUACCUGUCACUUUCAAAAGCUCUCUGACGAAUGCGCCAACAGCUCUGAGUUUGACUUCCAAUUCAACACACCGCCAACAUCGGUGGUUUGUGCGUUUCCAUACAUCAUAGCGUUCACAUUAGAUUCGAUGGAGAUUCGAUUGCUGGUAAACGGAAAUUUAGUGCACACCGUUAUGAUGGCCGAGCUGCAGCUGAUAACUUCCAAGAAGGACAUAUAUUUCGUGACAACCGCCCCGGAGUUCAUCCCCAAAGGUGCCAAACUACGUGGUCCCGACUCUGAAGAUCACGAGCUGAUCAAACCACGAAUCGAGGAAAGUAAGGUGGCUCAAGAGGACGAAAGUCCGGGAAGAAGUCGACUCAGUUCAGAUGAGGACAACAGUACCCUAAAUACAGAAGGUCAGGAUAGUGGUUCAACCGAUAGCCGAAGCUCCGGCCUUGCGACGCCGGAAAUACAGCGCGCAAGGUCUCUUCAAAGUUCCCACCCCGAUUCAGAGAAAACCAAAGAUAGCGCGCUUUCGGUCGACGAGCUAAGGAGGCCUAUAUCGAAGAGUAAUUCCUACGGUGAGGGCGGUUCUUCGUUCUCGAUACCGACUACAACAUGCAGCAAGGAUUUAGCUAAACAUUUUGGCGCACAACCUCAACCAAACACAAAAAAUCUCUGUAAACAUUUCGGAGAACCAUCGGUCCCUCCAAAUUCACCCCAGAAUAAUACAAUCGUUAAAGGAAACUCACCGAGUUCUCCCACCAGAAAAUCCUUCAUUCGACAACCAACGUUAAACAUAAAUAAGUCACAGCAAAACGAGGGUGAAACGUCCCCUUCCAAUGGAAGCUCAACUAAACCUCUGCGCAUUUAUCGAAUCCCACUAACGAAUCUCACAGGAACGCACGUACAAUCACAUCACUACCAUUAUCCAAGCACUGACCCUACAAAAAAACCAACGGCGAUUGCUACCAAGAUGCAACCAUCGAAACCGAGGGAAGCCUCGAAAACACUGACAUCUUCCAAUGAGGAGGAAGAGGAUGAUCUCCCGGCAGCUUGUGAGGCCGAAGUAACCCCAAAGAUGAGUAUAUUCGAGCAAAUACAACAAGAUCUUCAGGAGUUGAACAAGAAGGAAAACCUCGAACAUCAGGAUGAUCUACGGAGCACAGUUCUUACGCCGCUGUAAGCAGUAAGGUGCAGCAUAGCUACAACAAGUGCUUUGUGCAGCUCAAAAAUUUCUACAGCCCUCCAAAAUCACUUUUGUGCUACUUUACAAAAGAUAUUAUCACACAUUGACGCAUUGUUACAUUACGAGAGCGCAAACAGGAGCGUUUGUGAUGAAAAGCAAGGUUUCAUGCUAGGGAAUGAGAGCACAGAUUUUCGUCCCAUGAAAAUCUCCGCUCGAUUUCCCUAGCGAACGACACACUCGUGUCUGGCGGUGUUUGUUGUUGUCAAAUAGUUGGACGGGAAGCGCAAAAAUUUGAACAAAAAAGUUGCUGACGCUGUGAUGUGCUUUCCGGAAACCAACAACUUGUUACUGUAGAGUGGGGAAACUAUUUAGCUAGUACGAUUGAGGUGAUAGUUGAACUGUCUUGGAUAGUGCUGAGUAAAUUGAAUCUCUGGAAACUCAGAAAAAUGAAGUGGUUCUAUAUUUAUGAAACGCAAUGUAUAACAGUCGUUAUGGUUACAUUUUCAUGAGCAGUUUUGCUGCGAUCAUGGUAUCAGGCUGUUUUUCUGGCAUGUCCAGGAAAAACUGGAAGGUUGGCAACUCUGGAUGUCACGAACGUAGACGUAAUUUCUUCAAACUCAGUAAAACAAAUGAAUGAAGCAGUUCUCUUUAUUCCCCGCGGUGAGUGACGUAAAAUAGCAAAGGUUCUCGCUUUAUUGUGGAAGCCACCUUACUCUUUAGGAGCUGUCUACAUACCACGUGGACAACUUUAGGGAAGUAGGAGGUAAGAAAAUAUCCAUGCUUGACCACGGGGAGGAUUGAGCGACCUGAGGGUGCUGGCCAGUCAAACGUUCAUAUAUUUUUUUCAAAUAUCAUUGAUCCUCUUCAGUGAAAUCUGUAUUAUAGAAACGUGAAACAGUGAAAUCUGUAUUAUGGUCAUUUCACGUAGACUCUGAAUGACGAAGCUAUUUCCUAUCACCCUCAUAGCCCAAAACUAUAAAAAUUAAAUGAUUCCAUGGUUGAGCCUUCAUGAUAUGUGUAGAUGAUUUUGCAUAAAAAAAUUAUUUUCUAUACAUUUAGUUAUAUCUCGAGAACAGUUAGUCUUAGGAUAAUAAUGUCUGUAUAGUUUUUCAUACAGAAAUACGUGUAAAAUAAUUUUUUCAAAGUAUUUUAAUUUCGUCAAUUUCUAGGAAUCAAUAUUUACAUUUGCGUGGGAUUGUCCAUGCAUCACUAGUCGUCAAACCAAAAACAAUUGAGCCAAUAUUCUAAUAAAAAUAUAUAUGAAAUAAGGUAGCUGAUUCAGGACAUUUCAGGUGGAGAUAGAGGAUCAUAUUUGAUGAAAAAAUCAGCAUAUGUACAAUUCUCAACUAGGACAGAGUUGUUGAACUUUUCUUGAGCCUAAUUUUUUGUCUUCAACUGACUCUGAUUUAGGAAGUACGUUACUUAGGAUAAAUAAUGCUGCUCAUUUGAAAGAUAAGAAAAUGCUGCGUUGAAUGCAGUUGUAAAUCAUUCAAAUGUUUUAUUUUUGUUUUAUUGAUGGAAUCAAGUAACUUUUAGAGGUAAAGAAGAAACUUAAAAUUUUGUGUUUUAUGAUUGUUUAUUAUAAUUAUAUUAUUAUUUUUAUAUAAUUUUACAAAAAUACAUUCUAUCAGCCAAAUUGAAGUUCUCCAACCACUCUAUAAUUUCUUCCUUGACCACACCUUGUUAUCCUUCUUGUUAUCUUCCACUAAUUGAGAUGCUUCACAACAGUAUUUUAUGCAAAAUUUCCUCAAAUGAAAGCAAUGAAAUCGUGCUAUAUGAAUUGAAGACAGUUUAGAGCAAAAAACCAGUCUCAAGAAAAGUUCAAUAAUUCUUCGUAGUUGAGAUAAGCGUUCAAUGAGCGUGGAAUUUUUGAUCAAAUAUGAUCCUUCAUCACUUGAAAUAUUCCGUAUCAGCUACCUUAAAACCUGUUUGUCGUUAUGUUACAAUAUUUUGAACAGAUAUAAUACUUUUCGAUAUUUUAUUCAAUUUAUGAGAAAAUUUUCUCAACAGUUUGAACAUUUCUUAAAAUUUCAAUAGGAAUUUAAUUGAUUUCUCAAAAAUUUGUUCAGUUAGUAGAAAAUCAAUGAGUCGUGAGUUUUCUCAGUGCAUACUUCCUACUUAAUCUUUUCUUCUCGUGAAAUUCUUUUUAAUUGAUAAAAAAUAAUCUAUGCAUGCAGAAUUGUUCUGUUCGUUCUUGUGUGCUUCAAAAACUCGAAAAUUUCGGCACUGAUGGAGCUCAUAUUAUGACACAAUAUACAAUCCACUUCAAGGAUUGUUAUGUCUACUGCCAACACCUCAGGAAGGUUCAAGAUUUCCAAAUGGAAUAAGCACACCUCUGAAAUAAAGCUGUGAACGUAAAUUAACUUUCUAGUAUUGAAUACAUAUUCUAGGUUAUAGCAACACAUUUCUUUGCAAUCGUGAACCAAAAUUGCAUCUGAUAAUGAUUUUAAAUCCAUUUUUUUUAUUCGAUUGGCGUUGCUCAAGAUCAAUCUUUGGAAUUGUGUUGUUUAUAUUCCGAUGCGGAUUGUUUAACUGUAUAUUGCACGUUUCCCUAUUGGCAGACCAGAUAGCCUUUAUAUCUUCGAAGAUAAAAGAAAUACAAAGUAUUACAAGUAUUUCAAAAUUAAACUCAUAUGAAACAUGUUCUUUGCUUUGUUACUCAUUCCUUUGCCAUAAAUUCUCAAUGUACUACAGCAAAGCGUGGCAGGCUACAGCUAGUAAAAUUUGAAUCAAAAUAAACUUAAAUGGAAUUAAAAAUUUAUUUCAGUUCACUAUUCAGUUAAUUUCUCAAUUACCGUGAUAAAAUAAGAAAAACAAUGUCCACGUGGAUAACAGGGGGAGGUGUAUGAAAAUGUCCACGUUUGUCCACGGAGGGGGAGCAGUUUCUUACAGUUCAAUAUACUGGCUUUCGAAAUAAUUUGACAAUUUUUUUUUCCAAAAUAUAUAUUUUUAUCAAGGCUCAUAUGGCGUUAGCCUGACGGGGCCGGGAGUUCAAUAUUUUGACAGUUUUUGUCUUACAACUAUGUUAGUAAUAUGUAACCGAUUACUCGCGGUCGGCUCGAGGUUAAUAUUACAAGUGUUCUCGUAAUUGGGAUGUUGCUGUCUCCAAUGCUCUGUACGUGUGCCCGACACGGAAUACUUUCUAUUGGGAUGCAGCUGACCAUUAAUCAGCAACGUCUCCUAGUCUGUACCCCAUAUCUAGCGUGGUGCGUCUUCUCGACUCGAGGAAUCCAGGAUAGAAUGGUCACUAGCCGGCGCAAUCAUCAGCUCGUGUAGAGUUGUCAUGAGCGGUACAACCUUUGGCUCUUGUUGAAUCAUCAGUGGACUGCACAACCUUUGGCCCGUGUAUCUGUAAAGAGUGUGUCUAUCGUCGACAUCGGCGUUUCUGAGGAACAGGUAUAGAUGGAGCAGAAGAUCAGGAUCACGGCUACCUAAGCUAUCCUGAACGGGGAUAUCCGAUUGCCUGCCUUGUGCCCUCAAUGCUCUGGAGAUUUGAGAGCGGGCAGCAUGGAACCGGAUACACGACCAGACAACAUGCUCGAUGUCGUGGUAGCCAUCGCCACAAUCACAAAGAAUGUUUGCUGCGGGUCCAAUGCGAUAGAGAUGCGCGUUUAGGUUGUAGUGAUUGGACAUAAGCCGAGAUAUCACGCGAAUGAAAUCACGACCUACAUUCAAUCCCUUAAACCAAGCAUUCGUCGAGACCUUAGGGAUAAUCGUGUGUAACCAACGACCGAACUAAUGUUCACUCCACAUGCGCUGCCAACUAAUGAGUGUGUGCUGACGAGGAAUCUGAAAAAAUUCAUUAUAGGUAAUUUGCUUUUCAAAAAGUGUGCCUUCUGAAGCGCCCACCUUAGCUAGCGAGUCCGCUUUCUCAUUCCCCGGAAUCGAGCAAUGAGAGGGAACCCAUGCUAAGGUAGUCUUGAAUAAUUUUUCGACCAAAACACUCAAUAGAUGUCUUAUUCUUGUUAGGAAAUAAGAUGAGCGUUUAUCAACUUUCAUUGAGCGGAUUGCCUCUAUUGAGCUGAGACUGUCUGAAAAAAUAAAAUAAUGGUCGAUGGGCAGUGUUUCAAUGAUCCCUAGAGCAUAGUAUAUCGCACCCAUUUCUGCGACAUACACGGAACAAGGAUCUUUGAGUUUGAAAGAGACACUGGAAUUUUCAUUGAAGAUGCCGAAGCGUGUUGUGUAGUGAUGUGUUUUUUCAUGUUUUUUACUGAAAUUAAAACAAGCCGAAAAGUAGAACAUUUUUAUCGAUGAGGGUAUAAUGGACAUUUAGUGGGGGGUAUUUUGGACAGGUCAAUAAUGUACGAAGCGUAGAAGUUUAUUAUUCGCUCGUGAGAGGAAUAAUUUCGCUCUCUCUCAGUGUUUGUGCGUCCAUUGGAUGUGAAUAUGGAUGUGACUGUCCAUUUCAACCCCACAAGUGAAAUUAUUUCAAUAAUUAAAAUUUACCACUUACGAAGGAAUUUAAUUUUCCGUACGUAGGGGAUAUGGGGGUAAGACGGACAUGUUAAGGAAAACUUCAAUUGUAUCUUUGGAAACUCAUGUUUUCAAAAAUUUAAAAGCAGUUUCUUACAGUUCAAUAUACUGGUUUUCGAAAUAACUGGCCAAAUGUUUUAUGAAAAUGUGUUUUUCCAUGUUUUUUACUGAAAUUAGCGUAGAAGCGAAGCGUAGAGAUUUAUCGCUCGCGAGAGGAAUAAUUUCACUCUCUCCCAGUGUUUGUGCGUCCAGUAACUGAAAUAGAACGAAAAGAGAAAGCAAUAUAAAAAAGAGUUCAAUCCCUUCUUCCCUUCACUUUCCAUCAUGCAUUGGAUGUGAUUUUGGAUAUGACUGUCCAUUUCACCCCCAGUGCAAUUAUUUCAAUAAUUUAAAUUUACCACUUACGAAUGAAUUUACUUUUCCGUACAUACCUAAUAUCGCUUCUCUGUCAACUCACAAACCGAAAUAUAACAAUCAGCGAAUUCAAUUUUGCAAUUAAAUCACUCAAAAUGCUUAAUAUCGAAACCGCAAAAGUUACAUCCACACGCAGAAUCAUGUUUGAUUUUCGGUUUUGUCUCCCUAUUCUACUUUUUAUCAGUAUUCAUUGUCAUAGGAUGGUUUAAAUAUUCUAGAAUAUUCCAUUAGGGAUUGUUAACCGUUUUCACCGUUUUACCGUUUUUCCAUAACCGGUAAUUUUACAAUCAAUAACCGGUAGUUUCGGCAAUUUUUAUUUUUACACUAUAAAUAAUAUUUGCCUUUGUGUCGCUCUGAAAUAUUCCUCGAGAAUCAAAUAAGAUCGAUAAAACAAAACUGACAGUGUUGCGCCGAUUCUAUGGCCUCCGAACUUCAGUUCAAAAAUCGCUGCUAGAUCCGAAAACGAAACACUAGAUAAGCUUCAGCGAUGAAGAACUGAAUCCCUGAUUGGAAGGAUUGCAGAAGGACGUUUCGUAUAUGCAUAUUUGUUCCCGUAUAUGAAUAAUCAUUCUGCUCGUGGUCGUGACACAAUUAUGGAGACUUUGGCGUUUUCUAUCAAACGUCGUGAACUGUAUUGAUCAAGCAGGCAUUUGAAAUUGUUCCUGACUUGAUCAAUUUUGACAAUGACGAUAUUGAUUCAGUAGCUGGACAACAGGAGGAAAAAAAUCCACUGGACGAUGGGUAACCUGCCGAACAGUUGAGCAUCAGGGAGCAUCAAACUUGAACGACGAUUGCAACAGUCAAUGGUAUUAACGUCCAGCCCAAGCUCAACGUAUAUAAACGGAUUGCUGCAAACACUCGGACAAGAAUUUUCGUACAGAGGGCAUCAGAGGCAAAUACAUGACAAUGGUAUUCGAUACUCUUCUACCCAAUAUAAUUGAGGGCCUUAGAAUGCAAGGGGUGUAAGUGACUUGAUCGAUUUCUCUUCAUCAACUUUUUCAUUAGUUAAUAACUCAACUGCAAAAAAGUUCCAAUUUAAGUUCGCUAUAGAAUCCGAUACAUGAGGUUCUGACCUAUCUUCCACAUUGUCAAAUACAACUGGGAAUGUAUUUGCAGCUAAGUUAUGACCAGAAGAGAGAGUCGAUGUAGAGAAAUCGAUCAAAUCACUUACACCCCUUGCAUUCUAAGGCCCUCAAUUGGACUCGAACGGGCGUUUUCCUCUUCUGGAAACUUUUUUAAUGAGAUCCGAUUUACGAUAAAAUUAACAUUUUCUGUGUUCUUAAGUAUUACUUUAACCAGCAAAACCUUGUAAAUUUUUUUUUUGUAAAUCAUUAUAAAUAAUAGCCGUUUCUACAAGACAAUGGUUUAUUUUAAAGUAUGUUUUUACCGGUAAUGAAAUUUUCAUUACCGAAUAACCGGUUAUUGAAAUUUUGACACGGUAAUGCAAUCCCUAGUUCCGAUCAACAGAAAUUUUAAAUUCAUAAUGCAACUAUGCAAAUCAACCACCUGUCCACCAUACCCCCACUGUCCGUCUUACCCGCGGUUCCCCUACAUAAUCACAAUUGCCAACAUUUGAAUCCAAGGCAGUUCAUACCCCCGCUGAUAAAAUUUCUCUUCAACUAUUUCUUGUCGAGGGAGAAAUUUUUGACAGUGGGUGGUAAUAUUUUCAGUGCACCAAUCUUUGUAAUUCUCACGGUACUAUUUGAACCAUACCAUGGAAGAAAGCUAAACCUUUUGAAUAGCACACGCUGUACUUUAUCAAUCUACUGAGCCCUUAGUAUUGAUAAGUCUUAGAAGGUCUUUCUAUUCUUCGCGAGAAUGAGGCAGAAUAAGCUCCACUGUUUAUUUAUUUUCAUUGUUGUCAAAUGACCCUCACAGUGUUGCAAACGUUUGAGAUUUGGUUACGGAAUGGAACCCGAGCGACAUCGUUCAUAAUCCUUUUCCUAGAGUUAUACCAACCAAUAUCGUGAGUGUUUAGUAUCAACUGUAAAUCAGUAGCAAAUAUAAACACUAUUUACCGAUAGUAUUCUAGCAAAAACAAGAAGAAUUUGAAAAAUUGUAAGCCGUAACAGUUGUUACCUAGAGUUUUACACCCAAAAUAUCAUUACGGAGUGAAGACACAUCUAGAGAAAGUAUUAUCUCUUCCAAGACUUGACUUGUUAUAUCUACGGAAGCUGUACAGACCAUAAAGACUAUAGAG